AGAGAAAUAAAAUUCAUAGAAUAAAUGUUUGUAGUGUGGAUUACAGUGUAACAUAUGUAGGUGCAUUGAAGUGCAACGAGAACGUGUAAAUGAAGACACUGAAAGUAAUAAAAAAUGAGAUCGCGUGGUGCAUUAACUCGCGGACAAUUAGAUUUAAAAUGUGGAAUUAUUUAAACCUGUUCAGGGUAUUACCAGACGUCUCGAGGAUGCCCUAGAACGCGUGACACUCUUCGCACGGGUCACACGUUGUUUAAAAAAAUUAGAGCAAUUUAAAAAAUUAUUUUCAAAUCGUUUCCACCAUUUUUCAUAACAAAAAACCACUAAAAAUCACGCUCGUUAAUUUUUUUUGCAAUAAAAAAAUUACAGACACAUUUUUAACAAUAAAAAAAAAUGUUCCUGAUUCUAGAAAUAAAUCCAACAAUUGGAAAUUAAUUUUCAUUAAAUGUAGACGAAAUAAAAAAUAAAAAUAAGUGUUUUGUGAUAUUCUUCAAUGACAUAGGAGUUUUCAACGACUAAAAAAAAGUUCUGAAAAAGUUAUUGAAGAAGAUAAAAGAUUGGUCUUCGGUGAAAUAGUGGAAUGUGAAAAUAUUUUUUAAAAAAUUAUUAUUUAUAAUAGUUACUCAUGAAUAAUUUUUUUAUUAUUACUUACAAAUUAUUGUUAAAAAAUGAGAGUAAUUUUGAAUUGAUAAAACUGUCGAAUUGUGCGUGGAUAAUGGGGUUGUGCGAGACCGUAGCUUUUUUGAGGCUGCUGCCCACAUCCGGUUAUCACAUUGUGUGGACAUGGGACGCCGGAAAUGGAACAAUGAUCAGGACGACGACGAGUGCCUCAUCGGGAUCGGAUUGCUUCGUUGAGUUGGUGAAUCUCGUUGUCGUGAUCAUCUCGCUGAUCGCGGCAUUGUUGUUUAUCAUCAACUAUCGAUUGACGUAUCAGCGGAAAUGCACAAGUAAUCUACUGCCCCUGCACAAUGUCCGGAGUGUCCUCUGCCUCCUCCUCCUCCUCUUCCUGACGCUGGAAUUAUCCGAGGGCUUAAUAACACAUUCAUGGCUGCCCCCGUCGAUCAGUCUUGUAACAAUAAUCAUCUGUUGGUUUUUACACCGUGCCACUGAGAUUCGUGAUGGCCUGGGUCUGGCUGUGUCUGGUGGUGCAUUCAGCACUAUUGCUGUCGCCAGAUUAUGGAGAUUAAUUCAUUUAAAUAGUUUGGAACUGGACCUGGGGCAUGUGAGGACAAUUAGCACAUUGGGAACAGCGACUGCUUGUGGGGUUUUGGCGGUUGUUGACAUCUACGCGCUCUACCGCAUCAUGGAGAGGAGCAAGCGAUACGAUAUUCGUGGAUCCGGAAAUACACGUGCAUCUUACAGGCAUUCACAGUCGGUUCUACUGAGUAAACUGACUUUCCACUGGGUCGUUGGGAUUCUUUUACGUGGGUACAGGGCAACACUUGAACUCAAUGAUCUUGGGGAUCUACCCGAGGAGGAAUCAACCGUUAUACAAUUUGAGAAGUUUCGGAGAAUUUAUGAGGACCAAAGAAACGCCUCGAUCGAUGAGCGUCCGUCACUCUGGGCGUGUUAUUGGCGUCGAGUCUGGCCGGCAUUCGUCCUUGGGGGUGUGCUGAAGUUGUUUGGCGAUGCCACAACACUAGUUGGCCCCCUGGUGAUCUCGAGAAUCGUGAAUUACGUGGCAAUGCGUCAGAACUCAACUCAUAAGGAUAGAGAAAUAUAUGGGAGGUACAUGACGUGGGACGAAUUGUUGGAAAAUGGUUAUUUUCUCGGUAUCAUUAUUUUUGGCGCUGCGAUACUGCAGGGCACAUUGAGCCAAGCGUCCACGCAUUUCGUCAGUGUCGAGGGGAGCAGGCUACGAACAGCGUUGCAGGCCCUGAUUUACCAUAAAUCACUGCGCCUUUACUCCUGGACAAUUUUAGAGGAAGAAGAACCACCGAAGGAUGAUAAAGACGCUCAACCCAAGAGCCAUACCGCAGACAUCGGUACUCUCACAAAUUUAAUGGCCGAGGAUGCUUCCAACGUCAUGAGCUUUUUUUGUAUUGCACACUACACUUGGGCAAUUCCACUCAAAGUCCUCGCCAUUAUUGUUUUACUCAUCAUAAAACUUGGUGUUAGUGCCAUUGUUGGAACUAUCUGUUGUAUUUUCAUUAUUACGCCAAUACAAUUCUUUUUGGGAAGGAAGAUGUGGCGGAAUCUAAAAAUUGUUACGGAAAAAAGUGACUCGAGAUUGAAAUUACUGAACGAAAUCCUCCAAGGAAUGAGACUAGUGAAGCUUCGUGCCUGGGAAUUAAUAUUCGAGCAUCGAAUACAACACACCAGAGACAUUGAAUUAUCAUUACUCGACAAGGAUUCUCUCUACUGGGGCUUGAUAACAUUCCUCACUAACGCAUCGUCCGUCCUUAUGACUCUGUUCACGUUCGCCGUCUACUUCUGGGUGAAAGAGACUCAUUUGGAUGCUGGCGAUGUUUUUGCCAGUCUUGCACUGUUCUCACAACUCACUGUGCCACUCUGCGUAUUACCGGUUAUCGUACCCAUCAUUCUGCAAGCCAUUAACUCAACCAAGAGGUUGGAGGACUUUUUAUCACUGCCAGAGACCGCCAACGUACUCCCGGAAGUCGAGACUCGACGAACCAGCGACGAAGACGAUGAGCAGACCAACUCAGUAUCCAUCAAUGAGAGCUCUGGGGAGAGAAAUAUCCAGAGUAUUUCGACAUUCGGAACCCUCGGCAACAUCACAGAAGAUGAGGAGGAACAUCCGUGUCUUCAUCUGCUCGGAAAAUACGACACAAGUUCCUCUUGCGAUACUGUCUUCGAGAAAGAAGCGGAACCAGUGAAGCCAGCGCUUCUGUACAUCAAUGGGAUCUUCGGCCUGGGAUCGGAAGAGGCACAUCUUGUCGUUGAUGAACUCGUCAUACCUAGAGGUAAAUUGACCCUAAUCGUCGGGAAAACCGGAAGUGGCAAGACGUCCCUGAUUUCCGCAAUGUUGGGAGAGAAUCUAAAGCUGAGAGGAACGAUUGAAUGGGCGAAGGAUGUCAGAGUUGCUUACGUUUCCCAGCGCCCUUGGCUGCUGAACGCAACUCUCCGAGAGAAUAUACUUUUCGGCUCUACUUACAACAAGAGCAGGUACAAGAGUGUCCUCCGCGCUUGCGCACUGCAACCGGACGUUGACAUUUUACCUGGAAAGGAUAUGACGCGGAUCGGAGAGAAGGGCAUCAAUUUGAGUGGAGGGCAGAAGCAGAGGAUUGCCAUCGCGAGGGCGAUCUAUUCUGAUGCUGACACUAUCAUCUUGGAUGAUCCUCUGUCCGCCCUGGACCAACAGGUAAGUCAGCAGAUCUUCGAGCAGGGCAUUCAGAAGCUCCUCCUCCGAAAGUCUCGCACCGUUCUCAUGGUGACACACCGCCUAGACUUGAUCCCCCUCGCCGACAACAUCGUGGCCCUGGAGAACUGUCGACUCCGUUCCGUCGGCCCUUUAUCUCUCAUAGAAGCCACAGACCCCCAACUCCUCCAAGAAUGGAAGGAAGCCGCGAAGAGACGAGCGGACGUCAUCCACAGGACCGCGAAGGACCGCUGGUCCCUCGUCCGCUUGGUCUCGAGGAUCGCGGGCUUCUCGGCGAAACACAGACACGCGAGCGACGGCUCCUGGAUGACGGAGCAAGACGCGCACGUGUCGCCACCUGUUUUUGUCCCCCUCAGGCACCGGAAGUCAAUGCUGUCAGAGUCCAGAUACCUCGCGCAUGAUCUCACAGACCUUCCCGUACCCGCGGAGGAGUGGGGGAGCAUGAGAAAGCGGUCUAAGAGGCACAGGAGUGCGGCGAGGGCUAUUAGUCUACAACCGCCCAAACAUCCACCACCUGUGCUGAGACAGAGCAGCACUCCGACUAUUUUGGAGAGCCACCACAUCGUGCCGAGGAAGAGACAUAAUACUACGGGAGAUGAACAAAGUGCCGGUAUGCUCAGACAACUAUUCUCCGGAAGAAUAAUCCCCUUAUCCGACGAAGGUAACUCGAACAAAGAGAAGAAAGUGCUAAAGAGGCUGAUGUCCUCAUCCUCCAUUAAGAACCCUGAGUUCGACGGGAGGACAAUCAGAAGACUCAUCUCCACAGAGUCCAGAGCAGAAGACCUAGAGGAAUCCCAAGAGAGGAGCGAAGAGAACGAAGAGGAGCAGAAUUACGAAGACAACGGGGGAAUGGUGGGCAGCAGGGAUUGGUUGGCAUACCUGAGGGCCGGGGGGGUUGGCCGCUGCUUCAUGUACCUGGGGGCGGCCCUUGGAUAUCAAGGUCUCCGGGUCUACACUGACGUGUGGCUCAGUAAGUGGACAAAUUUGAGGGCUGGGGUGAUUGAAGGAACUGGCAUUCAUGAACAGACAGUCUUCUACUUCUGGAUGUACAUCAUCCUCUCCAUCAGUUCGAUCAUCCUCUCGGCGUUCGUCAGUGCAGCUGGCCAGUGGGCAGGUGCCACAGCUCGGAAAACUCUCCACCAAGAGGCCAUAACCUCCCUUCUGAGAGCACCAAUGAGUUUCUUCGAGCGAACUCCCAUCGGGAAAAUCCUGAACAGAUUCAGCGCCGACGUUGGAGUCAUCGAUAAGAAGUUAUCGACAACUUUUCAGAGAUUGACUUCUUUCAUUCUACUGUGUGGAUCCGCGAUGAUCGUCAAUGUUUGCAUCUCGCCGUGGUUCCUCGUUGCUGUUAUUGUAACAUCAGUGGGUUAUUUUCGUCUACAGGAGUUUUAUAUGAAGAGCGCGAGGGAACUCCAGAAGCUCGAAGGGAGCACUAGAGGACCUGUUGCUGCACAUUUCUCAGAAACACUGGCGGGUUUGCCUACCGUGAGAGCUUCCAAGCAACAGGAUCGCUUCAUGGACGACAUGAUCGAGUACCUGGACGCCAACACAAACGCUUUUCUCAUUGUGAACACCAGCACGCGGUGGCUGGGCAUUGUUCUGGAUUAUUUGGCAGCGGCGUUGGUGGUGGUCUCCAUAUUCAUGGCUCUUGUAUGCGCAGAGUUUUACCCAGACUGGGUAACACCUGCAUUUGUUGGUCUUGCCAUCAAUUACGCGUUUCUUGUACCGAUUUAUCUUAACUGGGUAGUUAAAUUUGUCUCGGAGAUUGAGAUGUACAUGGGAAGUGUCACGAGAUUAACCGAGUACACGAAAGUUCCACGGGAGAAUUACAGGGAAAAUGGAUAUGAAGCUGAAGAAACUUGGCCGGAGAAGGGAGAAAUCAUUUUCGAAAAUGUUUCUCUUCGUUAUCAUCCACAGGCUGAGCCUGUUGUCAAGGAUUUGAAUCUCAAAAUUUCUGCCGGUCAAAAGUUGGGAAUUUGUGGUAGAACCGGAAGUGGAAAGUCAACAACAGUGAUGGCGCUGUUUCAACUUUUGGAAGUCUCUCAGGGUCGAAUCCUCAUCGAUGGAAUCGAUUUGCGUAGAGUUUCGCUUCUUAGUUUGAGGUCUAGACUAUCCGCUAUACCUCAGGAUGUCAUCAUGUUCAGUGGGACCAUCAGGGAGAAUUUGGAUCCCCUUGCUGAACACAAUGAUGAAGAGUUGUGGUCAGCUCUUCAGCUAGCACAAAUGAAGGACAUAAUCGCGGCUCAUCCCGAGGGAUUGGACUUGGAGGUGCGAGAGGGUGGGGAGAAUUUCUCAGCUGGACAAUUGCAAUUGCUGAGUAUGGCCCGAGCGACUCUUCGACAAUCAGCGGUGGUGGUGCUUGAUGAGGCCACCAGUGCUCUCGAUGGAUCAACCGAGAAGGAGCUACUACGAGAGGUGUCCAAUGCUUUCCGAGAGAGGACUGUCAUCACGAUCGCACACAGAGUGGCAUCGCUCCUCUCCUGCGACAGGAUUAUUGUGUUUGAUGAAGGGAAAAUCGUGGAGGAGGGAACGCCAAAGGAAUUGUCAACAAAACCGCUGGGAGCAUUCGCAGCCAUGUUGAGGGCCUCGGAGAUGGGCCAAUCAACUGACGACUGAUAUUUUUGUAUCUGCAUUGAUUAUAAACAAUUUUUUUAUCAUCCAACGAAUGUAAAUAAAAUUAGAGAAUACAACACGAUUUUUUCUUUUUACGAA
This is a messenger RNA of Diachasma alloeum, 6049 nucleotides long. It is a transcript of the gene Sur, whose product is annotated as ATP-binding cassette sub-family C member Sur. The record is from RefSeq and is a predicted model, not a curated record. Lineage: Eukaryota; Metazoa; Arthropoda; Insecta; Hymenoptera; Braconidae. Gene Ontology annotation, cellular component: membrane. Gene Ontology annotation, biological process: transmembrane transport. The coding region runs from base 623 to 5953 and encodes 1776 amino acids. The transcript is spliced from 20 exons. Gene Ontology annotation, molecular function: ATP binding; ATP hydrolysis activity; ABC-type transporter activity.